UCAGUGUUCACUCGCCCCACGAAAGAGUAUAAAAGCCCAAGAGGCGAAACUCUGUUGUGUUAUGGGUACCAGUCUGUAGAUGGCGCUGCAGAGCCACGGCCGCCAUUAUGGACUGUAAGCGGCUGAAACCGUUAGCGCUAGGGAUGCACGAUAUUUAUCGGACAGAUAAAUUAUCGGCCGAUAUGGGCGGGAAUGACGUCAUUUUUAUCGAUCCGAUAAACAACUACAAUCCGAUAACUACAUCCGAUACAGUACGAUUGCUGGUAAAUCAAUAAAUCUGUCUGCUUUAUCCUCUUUCCGGAAAUGACUACACCUCAAACUGUCGCGCUCAUUAUGCACUCAACUGUCGCGCUUACCACGUCAUCAUCUGUAAACAAACAUGUCUUCGCCGGUCUGGAAGUUUUUCUCGGUGGCAGUGGAGGACAAUGCUUUUGCUAUUUGCAAAAAAUGUUCAGCAAGGUUUCCGAGAGGAGGAAAAAAUUCGUCAAGUUUCAACACAUCCAAUCUUAUAUUGCACUUGAGAGGUCAUCAUCGCGGCGAAGAUGUACUGAAAGAAUACGAAGCCGCGGCAGCUGCAGCUAAAGUUAAUAGCGCGAAGGCUAAAACACCGAGCGUCACUGUACCCAUUCAGCGAGCAUUUGAAAAUGCUAAAAAGUUUUCCAGAGACAGCGAAAAGGCAAAAGCUAUAAACGACAAAGUGAUCGAGUUUAUAGUCCUCGACGACCAACCUUUCUCCGUAGUAGAGGAUCUGGGUUUUCGCGGAUUAGUACAGCAUUUGGAGCCACGUUACACCCUUCCAAGCCGCCGCUUCUUCUCUGAUGUUUCCCUCCCUGCUUUGUAUGAGUCAGUCGCCACACACAUUCAUAAUUUGAUCGACAAAAAUGGACUACACAUAAGUUUCACCACGGACAUCUGGACAUCUGAUGUUAGUCCGGUGAGUAUGCUUAGUUUAACGGCUCAGUGGUUGGAUGAACAUUUUAACAUGCAGAAAGUUCUGCUGCACGCACAGGAGUGCUCCGGAUCGCAUACCGGGGCAAUGAUAUGCCAAGCUUUUGAAGCAAUGUUAGAACGGUGGAGUAUAACAAAAGACAGAGUGCAUGUUGUCCUUCGGGAUAAUGCACGCAAUAUCAUCAAGGCCAUGCAGGACUGUGAGCUUGCAAGCUUGGGCUGUAUGGCACACACCUUACAGCUCGCGGUAAACGAGGCUGUGCUGAGCCAGAGAAGCAUAACAGACUGUAUUUCGAUCUGCAGAAAGAUGUUAGGCCACUUCAAACAUUCACAAGUUGCCACCUCCCGUCUGCAAGACUUGCAAAAACAACUGGGCAUGAAAGAGACGAGGCUUCAACAAGACGUGCCCACCAGAUGGAACAGCACGUUCUAUAUGCUGAGAAGUUUGUUGGAUCAGAGGCGAGCCCUUGCAGCAUAUGCGGUAGAUUUUCAAUUACCUGCUUUUUUGAGCAUACAACAAUGGACAUUAAUUGAAAACAUGAUGACCAUUCUUGACCCAUGUGAACAGCUGACAAGAGACAUCAGCUCAUCUACAGCCACAGUAGCUGAUGUGAUCCCCUCCAUUGUAGCAUUAAAACGUCUGUUAAACAAGACUGUUGCAACAGAUCAUGGAGUUAAAACUUCAAAGACCACUCUACUGCAAGCCAUAGAACAGCGAUUCAGUCAUAUCUAUGGAGAGCCCCUGUUUUAUCUUGCUACAAUCUUGGACCCCAGGUAUAAGGACUGCUAUUUUGACCAACCAAUGAAAAGAGAAGUAACAAAAAAAUUGCAGACCAUGAUGAGCUGUGCAUCAGAGAAUGCGGAUGAACCAAAAGUUAAAAAGACCAAGACAGAUGGUGGCAAUGUUUCCUUGCUAGCAAUGUAUGAAGAAAUCCUUCAAGAAAACUAUGAUGUCACGAAAGAGAUGACCCAAAGCCAAGAGAGUGGCAGAUAAACGUGUACCUCUCGGAGCCCCCAAUUCCUAGAUCAGAGAGCCCCUUGGAAUACUGGAAACGCAACAAAUCCCAGUUCCCAGACCUUGCUUCACUUGCAAGGAAAUACCUGUCAGCCCCUUGCACCAGCAUUGACAGUGAACGCUUAUUUUCUGCUGCUGCAAAUGUUAUGGAUGAAAAAAGAAACCGAAUUGGAUGUGAGAAGGCAGAGAUGCUUUUGUUUAUCAAAAAAAAAUCUGCCACUAAUGCCUAAUGUAACAAAUAGAAAAGAUGAUGGACAUUAAACAGAGAAGUGAAAAAUGUGCACUUUAUAGAAGGUUGAGACAGGUUGAGUAGUGCAAAUUGGAAAUCAAAUUAUUAUUGUUUAUAUUUUUUAUGUUAAACUAUAUAAUUUCUAUGCCCGAUGCACUUCAUUUUUGUUAAGCAUGCACUUCUGUUUUUUACAAGGUUGACAAAUGUCAAUGCAUUUUAUUUAUUUAAUUAGUUUUAUUUUUUAUAUUUGAAAAACAUGUCACCCUCAUGCGGUAGAAUAGAUGCAUUUCUUGUUUGUUAUGCAUGAAAUACUUAUGUUAAUGACUAAUAAGUUGUUAAUUGCAGACCAGAGUUCCAUGACAGAUUUUGUGAAACCCUUUCUGUCACACAAUAUUGUGGUUUAUUACACACAAAAACAUUUGAUUUAAGAUGUAUUUAAGGUUGACAAAUGUUAAUGAAUUUUAUUUAUUUAUUUUAGUUUAAAAAGGAUACCUACCUCACCCACAUGCACUAAAGGUAGAAUAGAUGCAUUUCUUGUUUGUUAUGCGUGAAAUACUUAUGUUAAUGACUAAUAAGUUGUUAAUUGCAGACCAGAGUUCCAUGACAGAUUUUGUGAAACCCUUUCUGUCACACAAUAUUGUGGUUUAUUACACACAAAAACAUUUGAUUUAAGAUGUAUUUAAGGUUGACAAAUGUUAAUGAAUUUUAUUUAUUUAUUUUAGUUUAAAAAGGAUACCUACCUCACCCACAUGCACUAAAGGUAGAAUAGAUGCAUUUCUUGUUUGUUAUGCGUGAAAUACUUAUGUUAAUGACUAAUAAGUUGUUAAUUGCAGACCAGAGUUCCAUGACAGGUUCUGUUAAACCCUUUCUGUCACACAGUAUUGUGGUGCCUUACACACUAAAACAUUUGAUAAGUCAGGCCUGAUGUUUGCUGUUAAGGCCAGGGCUGCAAAAAUAUCAGUUUUAUCAAUGCACUUUUGUUUUUAAGAUGUAUUUAAGGUUGACAAAUGUUAAUGAAUUUUAUUUUUUGUUUAAAGACAUAUAUAUACCUACCUCAUCCUCAUGCACUAAAGGUGGGAUAGAUUAAUUUCUUGUUUGUUAUACAAAAACUUCAACUUAAAGUAAUUUAAUUGCAGAUAAACCAUAGUACUGUUAAACCCUUUCUGUUACUAAGUAUUGUGGUGUAUUACACAAAAAAUAAAAAGUGGAAGAGUCAAGGAGUACUAAUGUUUGCUGUUAUAGUUGUGCCAGAACACUAAAAUAUCAGUUUCAUCAGUGCUUUCAUCUUGGAUUUUUUUAUUCUCGUAGGAGCACAAUUCUGAAAGUUAUUUCGAAAAUUAUAAUGUAAAAAAUUGCACUUAAUGGUUAUCGGUAUCGGCUAUUAAGAUGACUUAAUUAUCGGUUAUCGGUAUCGGUCAAAUUUGCUCUUAUCGUGCAUCCCUAGUUAGCGCGCCUCACAACUGUUCCACACUCUUCCAUUCUAUGUCAGUGCCUCUUCUCUCACAAAAAGAAAAAAAUACAACAAAACUUCUCAUACACAAAUGCUCACACAAUAGAUGGUGGUGUCUGAUUAAUUACUGAGAUCUUAUGGCUCCAUUUUAGUACUGUUUAUAGUUCAUGUGUGCACUUGCUAGAUUGCACAUCUUUUUUGUACCUUUCCGCCUGUAAUAGGACAUUCACAGAUUGUUUUUGUUCUUGCCAUUGAAACGUUCACUGUGUGCACUUUCACUGAAGAUGUUGAAAAAACUUGUUAAUAUUUUUGUGAUAUUCUAUGUAAAAGAUUAACUCUUAAGAAAUGUUCAUUUAUAAUUUAUUUAUUUAUUUUUCCAAAUCAU
Molecule: messenger RNA, 4027 nt
Organism: Paramisgurnus dabryanus
Lineage: Eukaryota; Metazoa; Chordata; Actinopteri; Cypriniformes; Cobitidae
Source: RefSeq, a predicted model, not a curated record